AUGACAACGAUUCUACCUCCUGCGGGAUUGAAGGUGAAGGAGGACUUUGGUGUCAGCCCGCUAGUCGCCGAGAAUGUGACGGACUUCAAAGAGUCGCCGGAAGAAGUGCUUCCAAUCGAACUUCGCUCUCACUACCUCAAUGGUGGCUUCAACCGAGGGACAAACCGCUGGCUCACGGUUUCAGCAUAUCUGGAGCCGGAGCAUCAGCUAGAUAUCGAGAGUGUCGACACACCCAACCGACUGCUGGCUCUGGCCUUGACCCAACUUCAGCCAGCGACUCCCGAAUAUGCAAAAGUCAGCUAUAAUGAGUCCUUGAACUGGCCGAAGAUCAUGUCGACUUUGAAAACCCUGGCCGCCACUGAGGGGUACAGAUGGACACGGCAAAGUUUCUACGUUGUGGAGUUCAGGUCCAGGUUAAAGCAGGACAUUGACGUGGACCUCCUGUUCAAGCUCGACAAGGAGUCUCAUAUCGAGGCUACACAAAGUGGUGGCUUACUAAAGUAUUGGUUUGGUGUGCCUGACGCAGAAAGGAGGAAUCUUGCAACCUGCCUCUGGCGAAGUAAGCAGGAUGCAAUCAACGGCGGUCUUGGACCAUGGCACAAGCAAGCUAGGGCAGUGAUUGCACAAAUGUACGAGCAAAUCGACGUUAAAGGCCUCCUCCUCACCGUUGAAGACGACGUCGAAGGCUGGAGCUUCGCCCCUUAUCAGUAG
Molecule: messenger RNA, 711 nt
Organism: Capronia epimyces CBS 606.96
Lineage: Eukaryota; Fungi; Ascomycota; Eurotiomycetes; Chaetothyriales; Herpotrichiellaceae
Exons: 2
Coding region: 1-711 (236 amino acids)
Source: RefSeq, a predicted model, not a curated record